AUAAAGAGAUUAAUAAAGGGAUAAUAAAAGGGGAUAAAUGAGUAUUAAGAUGCAUAAUAUUUGUGAGAGAGUUGAGAAGGAAGAGGAGGGAAAAGAAGGGAGUGUUAGAGUUUCAGAAAGUUUACAAAUGAAUGGAUUAGUAUCAAGGAAUAAAAAGAAGAAAAAGAAACGUAGUAAGCAUAAGAAGAUGGAGGGAGAGGGUCCAUCGGGGAUUAAAUGUGAAUCGUAUUCAGUAGGAGGGGGAUUUUUGAAGUCGGAAUGUAAGCAAAACCAUGAAGGACGGUUUUUAGAAGAAUCGGAAUAUGAUCCGACCUUACCGAGUUUAACGUUUCCAAUCCAUCGGGAACAGAUGUUAGGAUCAUCAUUUUCGCUAUCGGAUAGUCAUAUAGGGACGUUAGAAAGAAAAACGAUGAAUCGAAAGAAAAAAAAGAAGGGGGUAGCGAAUGAGACGUAUCAUACGUCUAAUGGAUCGGAUACGAUGGUUCAGUCUACGGGACAAUGUCGUGUUAUGCCUAGGAAAUCUAAGGAUCAAAUAUGGAAUAUUAGUACGCAUGAGGAACGGGAAAGAAUUAAAGAAUUUUGGUUGCAACUUGGAGAAGAAGAGCGUCGUGGAUUGGUAAAGAUUGAAAAAGAAGCUGUUUUGAGAAAAAUGAAAGAGCAACAAAAGCAUUCGUGUUCAUGUUCAGUGUGUGAUAGAAAACGAAUAGCGAUUGAGGAAGAGCUUGAAAUGUUAUAUGAUGCAUAUUAUGAAGAAUUGGAACAAUAUGCUAAUCAACAGCAAAAAUUUAAUUCAAUAUCAUUGUUGCAUAAAAACUCAGUGACAGGACGUUCGGAAGAUUUAGAUGAUAGUGAAGGAGGUAUUGAUAGUGAUGGUGAUUAUGAAAGUAUAUUAUCGGAAAAUGUAGAUUCAAGAUUUGAUUUUUUCAAUUUUGGAAAUAGUUUAACGGUUAAAGGGGGAAUUUUUACAGUAGCAGAUGAUUUACUUAAAAAUGAUGGGAAAAAAUUUAUCGAAAUGAUGGAACAGCUUGCUGAAAGACGAAUUCAGAGAGAAGAGGAGGCCGUUAUGGAAAUAGAAACGACCGAAUUUGAUUCUGAUGAUGAAGAGUAUGAUGAUGAGAGCAAUGAUGAUGAAAUGAAUACGCUUGAUGAAGAGCAAAGAAUAGAAGAGGGGCGAAGAAUGUUUCAAAUAUUCGCUGCUAGAAUGUUUGAACAAAGAGUUCUUACUGCAUAUCGACAAAAAGUCGCUGAAGAGAGACAGCAAAGGUUAUUAGAAGAAUUGGAAGAGGAAAAUCGUCUUAAAGAAGAGCGUGAAUUAAAAAAGGCUAAAGAGAAAGAACGAAAGAAAGAUAAGAAAAAGCUUCAGAAGCAAUUAAAGGAUCAGGAGAAGGCUAGAAAAGAGGCAGAGCGUCUUGCGGAAGAAAAUGCAUUACGUAUUGAAGAAGAAAAAAGACUAGAAGAGGCUAAAAGGAAAAAAGAAGAAUUGCGGUUAAAACGAGAAGCAGAAAAAAAGGCUUUAGAAGAAGAAAAACGUCGUCAAUCUCAGAAUAAAGAGAAAGAAAUUGAGAAAGAAAGAAAACGAAAAGAAGCGGAAAAAGAGCGACAAAAGAAAGAAAUCAAGAAAGAGAAAGAUCUUAAAGAAACCAAGGAAGUUAAAGAUAUUAAAGAAACCAAGGAAGUUAAGGAUAUUAAAGAAUCUAAAGAGAUUAAAGAACCUAAAGAACCUAAAGAAGUUAAAGAAAUUAAAGAGGUUAAAGAGGUUAAGGAAACUAAAGACAAUGAAAAUAAAAUACAAAAUGAUAACAAAAAGGAUAGUCAAAAACAAAAGAUAAUGGAGGCUAUGAUUUCUGUUAAUUUCUUAAAUCGAUCUCCACAGAUUGAGAAUCAAGAAACUUUUCAUGGUACAACAGAGUCAAUCAAGGAAAUAAGAUCUUCCGUUUCUAGUCCAUUAAACUCAUCAUUUCUUUCUUUAAAAACUGAGCAAGAAUCGGAUAAUUCGUUAUCAUCUUCUUCUAUUAUAUUUUCUCAAUCUCAUUCUUCAUUUAAUAUUCAAAAUACUUCUCAAAAGUCGCCGCAUAUGUCUUCUAAUUUAAAUUCUACUUUGCAACAUCCGCCUGGUCUUGACACUACCUUUAAUCAAAAUUUAUCAUCUACGCAUUCUACGUAUCAACCUUUAACACCUCAUCCUAUCAUUAAUAAUGUUUCUGGGGGAAUUUUUUCUUUGCCAUCUACAUCAUCGAAUCAACAGUAUGAUUAUUCUUCAUCUCCAUUAAGAUUACCUAAGGUAUCUUCUAAUAUGUACAAAAACGAAUCGUCACCUCUUUCUGGAAAUUUAAAUAAUUAUCAUUCACUACCUAUUUCUUCUACAUCAUUUUCUCAUCCAUUUCAUCAUCAUCAUCAUCAUCAUCACCAUCAUAUGGAAGAUAAAAAUCCUAAUGGUAUACUGGGGCUUCAUGAGAAUAGAACCAAAGUUUUAGAGGAUAAUACUUCACGUGUCGUACCUAGUUCUGUUGCAAAGCCAAUCAAAAGACCUUCUCCUAUUCAAAGGCCUAGUGGUACUACAGCUUAUAAGGAUGAACAGCGAAAAACUUCAACUGUCAGUGAAUUAAGUGAGGUUAUGGGAAGCAAGGCGCUCUUAGAUGAUGAUGAUAACGAUUCAAUUAUAUUAAAUCAUGCAAAUGAUACUUCAAGUGGGUUCUCUAAUCGUUCUAAGACUAUAUAUCGUAGGGAUUCUCCAUUUAUGGAAACAAUAAAUUUGAAUCGGCAUACUUCAAAUUCCCAUGAAUCACGUCAUCGUAAUAUCUCUGAUCAAGUAUGGUUGCCUGGUUUGUCAAAUUCUCGGUUUCCAAAUAUUUGGCCUCCAAAUACUAAUAGGAAUAAUCAGUAUCAUGUUACUCAGAACGUAUUGCGGCAACGAUGUAAACUUAUUUGUUUACGUCUUGAUGAGCAAUAUGGUUCUAAAACUAGGCUCUUUUUAAUCGAUCAAGUAUUAAGUUUAUAUAAUGAUUUAUUUUCUGAUACACCUGUGCAAUCAAAGCAAUUAUUGGAUGCAUGUGCGAUAUCUGGAAAUUCUCAAAAUGGAGGAGGUUAUUUCACUUGUAAAAUAGAAAAACAACAUAUUAUGAUAAGGUAUGAUGAUCUGGAUCAAACACACUGUAAACCUGGAUUGUUUGGUUUUCCUGCAAUGGUACAUUCUUCCCCUAAUUUUCCUUCAACAGGUCCUCAAUCUCGAUGGUCAAUCAAUUCAUCUGUUACGGGUGCAUUUUAAAUGGGCAUUUGCUAAAAAAUAAUUUAGCAAUUUAUUGCUUUAUGG
Molecule: messenger RNA, 3310 nt
Organism: Pneumocystis carinii B80
Lineage: Eukaryota; Fungi; Ascomycota; Pneumocystomycetes; Pneumocystales; Pneumocystaceae
Exons: 7
Coding region: 38-3265 (1075 amino acids)
Source: RefSeq, a predicted model, not a curated record